Messenger RNA from Aspergillus steynii IBT 23096, 1554 nucleotides. Its product is annotated as putative extracelular cellulose binding protein (Cip2). The transcript is spliced from 4 exons. The record is from RefSeq and is a predicted model, not a curated record. NCBI's taxonomy places the organism in Eukaryota, Fungi, Ascomycota, Eurotiomycetes, Eurotiales, Aspergillaceae. The coding region runs from base 219 to 1397 and encodes 392 amino acids.
UGACAGGCCAGCCUUGUGCUCCGGCGGACGGCAGCUGUUUCCGACCGGGAGGUGAAGUCGGCUGUGGGAUUUCACCUUCAUACUGCCUCCUGACGGGGACAUUUAGCCUCCAAUGUUUAAGGCAAAACGUGUACCUUCCAUGAUUUAGCAAACCACUGUUGACCAAAUACUGCCCUCAGAAUCUGGAGCAUCUGGAAAGAAAAGCAAACAAAAUCGAAAUGAAUAUCAAUUCCUGGUUGAUUACCUUCGCACUUCUCUGCAGGCAGGUAAUGGCACAAUGCGCCGAACUUCCUCCCUUGUCUGACCUGAGGCUCAUAUCUACCCUUCCCGACCCAUUCUCAUGGUAUCCUUUAUCCAAUCCCGACCGGGUCGCCACAAAGGAAGAAUGGGAAUGUCGCCGACAGCACAUCAGCAGUCUCCUUCAACAGCUCGAGUUAGGCACGAAGCCUCCUGUUCCUGCAAAUGCGACCACCUCCUUUUCGCAGAAUAAGCUCUCUAUUACUGUAUCCGAAGGUUCCAAACGCAUCACGUUCGAUGUGACCAUCGACCUUCCCUCCGGUGGUGGCGAAGGACCCUUCCCGGCGAUGAUCGCCUACGGGGGGCUGAGUCUUCCUCUCUCGUCCGGCAUCGCAACUAUCACAUUCGAUAACGGACUCAUCGCCCAGCAAACCGACCAGUCCAGUCGCGGAAAAGGUCUCUUCUACGAUCUCUACGGCAGCGACCACAGCGCCGGCGCACUGAUGGCGUGGGCAUGGGGCGUUUCCGUCCUCAUCGAUGCGCUGGCAUCUACUCCUUCAGCUCGUAUCGACACCACAAAGCUCGGCGUCACUGGGUGUUCGCGCAACGGCAAGGGUGCUCUGGUAGCUGGGGCGUUUGAUCCUCGAAUUGCUCUGACGGUGCCGCAGGAGUCUGGGGCUGGUGGAUCAGGGUGUUGGAGACUCUGUGAGACUGAGAAUGCUGGGUCCGGGGAUGUUCAGACAGCGAGGCAGAUCGUACAGGAGAAUGUCUGGUUCUCGACUGACUUUGAUGAUUAUGUGGAUCAGGUUGAGAGUCUGCCGUUUGAUCAUCAUAUGCUGGCUGGGUUGGUUGCGCCUAGGGCCCUUCUGUCGGUGGAUAAUGUGGGAUAUGAGUGGUUGGGUCCGUGGUCUUCGUUGGGGUGUAUGGGCACAGCGAGACGGGUUUGGGAGGCCCUGGGGGUGUCGGAUCGUAUGGGAUAUUCGAUGUCGACGGAUCAUUCGCAUUGUCUAUUCCCGGAUCAGCAGAGGGAAGAUCUGGAUGUGUUUGUGAGGCGGUUUUUGCUGGGCGAGGAUGCCAAUACCACGGUGGAGAAGAAUUACCCGGGGAUUGAGUUUGAGAGCGAGAGGUGGGUGGAUUGGGACGUGCCGGUGUUGCAGUAGGAUGAAUUCAUAUUUGAUAUCGGAGUGUUGUAGAAUUCAUGGGGAGUUUUGUUGGAGACUCACCGAGUCUUGACUAACGAUGACCCUCCUUGCAUGACGCCCCAUUGCACUAAGCGCGGCAGCCCACAUCGCCCAGUCCACAGCGGGGGAGUCGAAC